AUGUCCACUGGAGGCAGGUUUGACUUUGAUGAUGGGGGGUCGUACUGCGGGGGGUGGGAGCAGGGUAAGGCCCAUGGCCGAGGGGUCUGCACGGGGCCCCAGGGUCAGGGUGAGUACGCGGGGGCCUGGAGCCAUGGCUUCGAGGUCCUGGGCGUGUACACGUGGCCCAGUGGGAACAGCUAUCAAGGCACCUGGGCGCAGGGCAAGCGGCAUGGCAUCGGAGUGGAGAGCAAGGGCCGGUGGGAGUACAGAGGGGAGUGGACGCAGGGGUUCAAAGGCCGUUAUGGGCAGCUGGAGAGCACGGCCAGCGGGGCCCGGUACGAGGGGACGUGGAGCAACGGUCUGCAGGAUGGAUACGGCACUGAAACCUACUCCGACGGAGGAACCUACCAAGGCCAGUGGCUGGGUGGGAUGCGUCAUGGCUAUGGCGUGCGGCAGAGUGUACCGUACGGCAUGGCGGCCGUCAUCCUCUUCCCUCUACGAACAUCCAUAAACUCCCUCCGCUCUGAGCACAGCCACGGGCCCCCAGCUGUGCUGGAGGACGGCAAUGCCACCACGCCCACAGACGGUGUGGUGGCGGGGCUGGCCGGGAGCCCAGUGGGCCGAGGUGGGUUCGCUCUGACGGCUCCAAGUGAAGCUGAACGCCAGAGGAAGAGAAAAGGCCGUUUCCGCCAGUCCAUCCUGAGCGGCCUGAAGCUGCGACGCUCCGAGUCCAAAAGCUCUCUGGCAAGUCAGCUCAGCAAGCAGAGCUCCUUCUGCAGCGAGGCCGGCAUGAGCACCGUCAGCUCUGCUGCAUCUGACAUCCACUCCAACGCCAGUGAGAGUGAGCAGGGCGCCCCUGUGGACGCAACUGUCACAGAGAUGUAUGCUGGCGAGUGGCGGAGCGACCAGAGGGCCGGCUGGGGCGUGAGUCGACGCUCAGAUGGCCUGCAUUAUGCAGGUGAAUGGGCGGGGAACAAGAGGCAUGGGUAUGGCUGCACCACCUUCCCUGAUGGCACCAAGGAGGAAGGAAAGUACAAACAGAACGUGCUGGUGAGUGGGAAACGCAAGAACCUGAUUCCGCUGAGGGCCAGUAAAAUCAGAGAGAAGGUGGACAGAGCUGUUGAGGCUGCUGAGAAGGCCGCAGACAUCGCCAAGCAGAAAGCAGAGAUCGCCAUGUCAAGGAUGAGCCACGCUCGGGGGAAGGCAGAGGCAGCUGAAGGCGUGGCGCAGAAAGCCAUGGAGGAGUGUCGACUGGCCCGGAUAGCUGCCAAAGAGCUCUCCCCCUCCUUCCACAUCUAUGGGAACGGGCUCGAAUGUCAGAGGCCCAAGCACCAGGAUGCCAAGGACAAAGACCAUGAGGUCAUCUCCACAGGAACAGACAGUCCGGAGCUGUGCACUCCGGACACCACGCCGCCUGUAAUAACACCUGAUCUCAGCCCCGUGCUGAGCGUACCCACCUCGCCCCCCCACAGCCCGCCCAAGCACGCCCAUCGCCCCAGAAAUGCUUGCUUCAUGCGCCAGAGUGCCGUGGAUGAUCAGGGCGGGGCUGAGAUCCAGGUGCUGGUGGAGGGGCGGGGGGUGGAUCUGCCGAGGGGAGGGGCUAACAAUUGGACUGAUGACAUGUACCCGGAGCGAGGGGGCAGCAGCCGAUCCACCACACCUUCCCUUCUGGAAGAGCAGGAGGGCCAAAUCAACGGCCACGAGCAAGCCCCUCUGUCCAACCACAAACCGCGGGAGAAAUCCUUGUCCAAUCACAAGUCCCGGGAGCACGCUUCCUCCUACAGAGCGUGGGAGCACUCCCUGUCCAACCAAAAGCCCUCCAAGCAUGCCUCUUCCAAUCACAAGUCAAGGGAGUACUCAUCCUCCAAUCACAAAACAUGGGAUCAUUCUUCAACCAAUCACAAGGCCUGUGAGCAUGCCUCUUCCAACUACAAGCCGCAGGUGCACAUUUUGUCCAAUCACAAAGCCUUGGAACAUAACAUGUCCAAUCACAAGACUUCUGAGCAUGCUUCUUCCAAUCACAAAUCCCAAGAUUAUAUCUCCUCUAAUCACAAUGCAAAGGACCACGUCUCUUCUAGUUAUAACCCUCGAGAGCAUGUCUACUCCAACCACCAUCCAAAGCAGCACAACCCCUCCAACCACAAGCUUAACGAGCAUGCUGUAAUCGACCAAAGGCUAGAUGGCCUCACGGUGGGCUGGACUGCUGAAAGCACCCUUAGGUGGAGCCCCGCCCACUCACGCCUCACGGAGCAGGACGAGGAGAGGAUGAAUGACUACACGGUUGACAUGAGGCUUCAGUGUCCGGACUCACAGACAUCUCGGGGGCUGGGCCAGGAGUCCCCCGCCCCCAAAAACAACAGGCUGCGAUCCCGAGGCCUUCGGCCGGUUAGAGAGGGAUCCAUGGACUCUGUACAGAUGCUGGACAACCUGAAUGUGGGGGCAGAGCUGGAGGAGUGGCCUCUGCACAGGGACCUCACCCUCUCCCCACCCCUAAAGUCUCAGCCCAUCACUCUGGAGCAGGAAGGAGAGCAUCUCACCCUCAAAUCAAACUCAGGCUCCAGCUCUAUUCUGGUGGUUAUGGUCAUUUUACUCAAUAUUGGAGUAGCCAUUCUUUUCAUUCACUUCUUUAUUUAAGCUUAUACAGGUAUGAUCUACUAAGACUUAUUGAUAAUUACAGUAUAUGAUAUUAUUACUUACCGAGACGGACAUUCUGCCUAUUCGACUGGAGCCCGCAGCCCGAGUGACGGACACAGCAGAGCCUUUCUAUUGUUGCUACUGGUCUUUCCACCUCUGUUGAAGCCCAUUUCAGUUUCUCUGAGAGCACCGUUCCUUUUCAAAAUGCUUUUUUUGAACUUGCAACCAUAGAAAAAAAAAAAAAGGUGAUUGGAUAAGAGUCACAGGAGGGUAAAGAGUGCAGCUUUAAACUAGCGCGGUGUAUCGGGACACACAUGCAUGGGUGUCCAUCACAUACGGACUGGAGAUGGCACAGGCAGUUUUGCCCAUUUUUCCAUCACUCUAGACAAGAAUAUAGCAACCCUUGUUUCCUGGUUAUCAUGAGGAACAUGCUAACCAAGAGCAUGGCACACACACUCCAUCCUGAACUCCCCCCCCCCCCCCCCUCAUUUGCCUUUUAACCCUUUCCCCUUUCAGUCCACUCCACCAGUCUCUAACCCCCCUCCCUCGCACUAUGCGCUACAUACAGAACUAUGCUGCAAGAGUAGAUCCAUUUUAAAGGGCUCCGUCAUUCUUUUCUUUUUUCCACUACGAACUACAUAAACACACACAACCAUUGCAUGAGGCUGUGUGGGGUUUUAAAAAGUGCAUUUUCUAUCCCUUUAACAUCACUGUUCUGUCUUCAUCUGACACACUCCAUCCUGAUUAUCACCUCUUGUCACCGCACCUGUUGGCAGAGAUUUGGGAAUCACUUCGCAUCCAACCAAAUCACAGAAUCUGAGCGAAAUCAGAUUCACGUUUGAUUUGUGGAUCAAACUCCAGCGACCAACACACGCCGAGACCCAUCAGUCUAAAUCCUCCAGGGACUUCCUGAAUUUUAUUGUGAGUGAAGUGAAAUUUUAUGUCGACCCACACAAACACACACAUUCGCACGCAAAAAAAAACACAUAAAACAAAUUUAACUGCUGACAUACUGAGGAGGAUUCAGCCUUGCCCCUUUGUACAGCCUAGAGACUGUUAUGUUAUAACCACUAAUUCUACUAUAUAUGUGUAUGUGUCAUUAUUAUUCAAGUUUGUUACUUUUUGCAGUUUGCAAGACAGAGAGAAUGCUGAGUGCCUCGUAUUUAUUCAUUUUCCGUCUCAAAUUUAUUUAAAACCCGACCCUGGAUAAAACACCCCAAUGUGGGCAGGCUAAGAGGAGAGGAAUACCCUUCAACAUUAAGAAAGGUGACCCUCCACCCCCCCACACACAAACCUUCCUCUUCACCCUGAAAUGGCAUGCACUGUUUUGUCUCUCUCUCCCAGUCCCCCUUUUGGACCAGUCAAAAAGGGAAAAAUGGGGUUUCUACGGUGUCAUUUCCAGACACUUUUUGGGCCGGAUGAGAUUUUUUUCAGCAUGUUUGUUUAGCCUGCUCAAUCUGGUGUCAGUUUGUGAGUUUCUCCCUCUCGUCUCUUUUAUCCAGCAACACAAGGCUACGUGAGACAUGGAGAGCAGUGUAAAAUAAACGCUAGCUUUUAACUCUCAGUGGAUACCGAAAAAUGUCCUGAGUUUAUGAAUGAUAUAAAAAGAAACUCUCUGCUACUGUAUGUUUUAUACUUCGCACCCAGUGGCAUCAUCAUGUUGUGACAUCAUUGCAUGCCCGAGCAUGCUCUUUCUUACUCUUUGGUUUAUGAGGUUGUUUCGAAGUUAAUGUGGAGAAAAUAAUGAAAUGUUUGAAAUUAA
Seriola aureovittata is the source of this 4378-nucleotide messenger RNA. It is a transcript of the gene jph3a, whose product is annotated as junctophilin 3a. The transcript has 5 exons. NCBI's taxonomy places the organism in Eukaryota, Metazoa, Chordata, Actinopteri, Carangiformes, Carangidae. Gene Ontology annotation, cellular component: endoplasmic reticulum membrane; junctional membrane complex; plasma membrane. Gene Ontology annotation, biological process: regulation of synaptic plasticity. The coding region runs from base 1 to 2616 and encodes 871 amino acids. The record is from RefSeq and is a predicted model, not a curated record.